Molecule: messenger RNA, 849 nt
Organism: Metarhizium brunneum ARSEF 3297
Lineage: Eukaryota; Fungi; Ascomycota; Sordariomycetes; Hypocreales; Clavicipitaceae
Source: RefSeq, a predicted model, not a curated record
AUGACGCGGUCAUCAUCAGCCGAGCCUGCCAAACCCUCGUCUUCCUCCAAGCGAAAGGGCACCCGAAGCGUUUCCACCUUGACGCCGUCACAGCUUGCUCGCAAGAGAGCCAACGACAGAGAAGCCCAGCGCGCUAUCCGUGCCAGGACCAAGGAGCACAUUGAGCGACUGGAAAGAGAACUGGAGGACCUCCGAAGCAGCCAGGGCCGCGACAAGACGGUCCAGGAACUAUUGCGCCGCAACAAGGCCCUCGAGGACGAGCUAUGCCAGCUCAAGGAGUCGAUGGGCGUGUCCAUGACGUCGUCUCCUUACUCGACCCCAACAGGUACGACCUACUCGACCUUGGUGCGUCCCCUGGACGGCCAUGACAGGACUUGCCUCGCGUCACCGCCGCAACAACUGCUAACCCCGUGCCCAUCAGCCUACAACGAUGACAGCUGCGGCGCCAUCCCCAGCCCCAGAAUGUCCCCCCUCCCGUCGGGAGGAGCCGACUACAUCUCCGACUACAGCCAGUCGACGCAGCAGUACGUGCCCAUGCCCAACUGCGAGGCGUGGGCGUCGACGCUCCCCUCCAGCGUCCCCAGCCCCUCGUCCUCGGUCAACACGGACGAGUACGGCCCUGGCGCCGGCUACAUCCCCACCAGCGUACCCAACUCCAUGAUGGGCACCUCGGGCGUGUGCAUGGUGGACGGCAAGGAGGUCAAGAUGGAGUAUGAGGGCAUGCACGACAUGAUGGGCUCCCAGAGCUACAUGCAGCAGAACCCCCCGCCGCAGCAGCGCCCUCAGAGCUGGCACAUGUACCCCGGCAUGUACUACGAGGGUGGCCAGAACGCCGUCAUCUCGCGAUGA